This is a messenger RNA of Tetranychus urticae (two-spotted spider mite), 1338 nucleotides long. Its product is annotated as zinc finger protein ubi-d4. Gene Ontology annotation, biological process: nervous system development. NCBI's taxonomy places the organism in Eukaryota, Metazoa, Arthropoda, Arachnida, Trombidiformes, Tetranychidae. Gene Ontology annotation, cellular component: nBAF complex. The record is from RefSeq and is a predicted model, not a curated record.
CAGUCUUGUCAGUACGUUUGAAGAUUACUUUUAAUCAGAGCAAAAUGACACUUUUUCCUUAUAAGAUUCACUAUCUAGUAAUCUAUCAUCUAAUUAAUUUAACAUCAAAGUGGAUUGGAUAAAUUGUUACCAACAUCUUCACUAUCUUCAUCAUUAUCAUCAUCAUGUCAGUUUCUUUAAAAGCUAAACCUCAGCUAAUGCAAAAAAUUGAAAAAGCUUUCAAUGACACACUAUACAAGGAUGCAAUCGAAACAUCAUCAAAUUAUAACAAUAGGCUAAUAGCUGAAAGAGCAAGCCGGCUGCCAUUCAUUGAUUUACAAACUGGUGUUGCUCAAAAUAAUUGCACUCUAUGGAUGAAUCGAUGGGAACGGAUGCCUGGUCACAAUCAAGGUCAAAUAUACAGUUAUCCAACUCGUCGAUGGCGUAAAAUUAGGCGAAGUUACCUGCUCAAUGAUAUCUUUUCAAACAAAAUCAACCUUGAAUGUAAUGUUAGUGAUAAAAAUGAAGUAAUUGGAGCAUCAAGUGGGAACAGUAAUGACAAUUGUGCAAUAGACUAUCCAACUGAGUUGGAAAAUGCUGAUUCUUGUGAAAAAUAUGACCCUAGCAAGGAUAAUUCAGGAGAACCAGAAGAAUCACUACCUGAUAUUAGUGAACUCGCUGAUAUUGAUGAUCCCGAUACUGAAGAAGAUGAUGAUAAUACUCCAGGAACUAAGAAGAAAACGAGAAAAAAAUAUGCCAAAAGGAAAAAAGCCAGUGAAUAUACAGAUGCUGAGAAACCAUAUAUCUGUGAUUUAUGUGGAAUCAAAUAUAAAACUAGGCCUGGGCUCUCCUACCAUUACGCUCAUUCUCAUGCUAAUUCCAAUGGAGAAUCCUCUAGUGGGUCGUCGAAUGGACAAACUGCCCAGAAUGAUUAUACCUCAUCUAGAGGAAAAAGUGGUAUGGAUGACAUGAAAACCAGAUCUUUAGUAAUUAUUCCUAGCCAAUCUCGUCCAGGAAUAUCCGAUCCUCAAUCGUUACCUAGUUAUCAGGGGCACAUAGGUAACUCGCAUUUUCGUGAAAAAAUUAAUCCGACAGCAUCGAGCUUAAACGAUCAAAGAUCUUUACCCAUCAACUAUCAACUAAAUCAACAACCAAAUUUUGUUUUAUCACCAAAAUACUCCACUACAGGAAAGUCAUCGACUAACAUUAACCAUGACUCUGAUGAGGGUGCGUUGGAGAUAUCAAAUUUAUCAUCAAAUUGUAGAAAUAUUCUGUGGCCUUUAUAUGAUCCACUUUUCUCGUCUGCAUGAAAUAUUUUUUUGACCAUUGACCAAAAUAAAUAAUUGCCUGAUUUUAUAA